Molecule: messenger RNA, 2372 nt
Organism: Nerophis lumbriciformis (worm pipefish)
Lineage: Eukaryota; Metazoa; Chordata; Actinopteri; Syngnathiformes; Syngnathidae
Product: ATP-dependent RNA helicase DHX15-like
Cellular component (GO): spliceosomal complex; intracellular anatomical structure
Molecular function (GO): ATP binding; RNA helicase activity; RNA binding
Source: RefSeq, a predicted model, not a curated record
AGGGGGUGGUCGCCGCAGCAUCGCCAUCACUGUCCACUGCUUCCCUGUACCUGCAGCCACCAUCGCACCUUAGAUGAAUCAGCAUGAAAGGUACGCGCUAGUACACAAGCAAACAACUAUCCAAGGAUGAACAUGAUGAGGAGUGAGUGGGACAGGCGACGGGGCCGUAAUGGCCGCUCGAGGCGUGGGGGCCCGCUUCGAGCCACAAUGGAGUCCUCCAUGAUGGCAGUCAAUGGGCCCACGCAACAGCAGAUCAAUCCCUUCACCGAGCUGCCCUACACACCCCGUUACUACGAAAUCCUGAAGAAGCGUCAAGGUCUCCCUGUGUGGGAGUACAGAGAGAAAUUCACUAACAUCCUCCUGCAUCACCGGUGUUGUGUCCUGUUGGGGGAGACCGGUUCUGGAAAGACCACACAGAUCCCGCAGUGGUGCGUAGACAUUUUGCCCAGAAGGGUGGUGGCUUGCACACAGCCCAGGAGGGUGGCAGUCAUGAGUGUGGCCCAGAGGGUGGCUGACGAGAUGGACGUGACGCUCGGCCAGGAGGUGGGCUACUCCAUACGCUUUGAAGACUGCAGUUCUGGCAAGACGGUUCUCAAGUACUUGACUGACGGAAUGUUGCUACGGGAGGCCAUGAAGGACCCACUACUGGCGCGCUACGGUGUAGUCAUCCUGGAUGAGGCCCACGAGCGCACGCUAGCAACAGACAUCCUCAUGGGGGUUCUCAAGCAGGUGGUCCGCCGGAGAUAUGACCUCAAGGUGAUUGUCAUGAGCGCCACCUUGGAUGCUGGAAAGUUCCAGCAGUACUUUGACAGCUGUCCUCUGCUCACCAUUCCUGGACGCACGCACCCAGUGGAGGUCUUUUACACGCCUGAACCGAAAAAGGACUACCUGGAUGCGGCCGUUCGCACUGCGAUCCAGAUCCACAUGUUGGAGAAAGUGGAAGGGGACAUUCUGCUGUUCCUCACUGGACAAGAGGAAAUCGAGGAAGCCUGCAAGCGAAUCAAGCGAGAGGUAGAUGACCUGGGGCCCGACGCUGGCGACAUCAGAAUCCUCCCACUUUACUCCACGCUGCCCCCUCUGCAGCAGCAGAGGAUCUUUGAGCCGCCCCCUGCUAAGAAACCGAAUGGUGCCGUUGGAAGGAAGGUUGUGGUGUCGACAAACAUCGCUGAGACGUCACUUACCAUAGAUGGUGUUGUUUUUGUAAUUGAUCCAGGAUUCGCCAAGCAAAAGGUGUACAACCCUCGCAUUCGAGUUGAGUCGCUUCUGGUUUCGGCGAUCAGCAAAGCAUCGGCCAAGCAGAGGGCGGGUCGAGCUGGACGUACGCGCCCGGGGAAGUGCUUCCGACUUUACACAGAAAAGACUUACAGGACAGAGAUGCAGGACAAUACCUACCCAGAGAUUCUCAUGUCCAAUCUUGGCUCAGUGGUGCUGCAGCUAAAGAAGUUGGGCGUCGACGACUUGGUGCAUUUUGACUUCAUGGACCCGCCAGCUCCGGAGACCCUGAUGCGAGCCUUGGAGCUGCUCAACUACCUGGCGGCGAUUAACGACGACGGCAACCUGACAGAGCUGGGCGCCACCAUGGCAGAGUUCCCGCUGGACCCUCAGCUGGCCAAGAUGGUGGUUGCCAGCUGUGAAUUUGACUGCUCAGACGAGGCGCUCUCCAUCACCGCCAUGUUGUCAGUCCCACAGUGCUUCAUCCGACCCACUGAGGCCAAGAGAGCGUCCGACGAGGCCAAGAUGCGCUUUGCUCACGCUGACGGAGACCACCUCACUCUUCUUAAUGUCUACCACGCCUUUAAACAAAACCACGAGUCUUCCCAGUGGUGCUACGACAAUUUCGUUAACUACCGCUCGCUGAUGUCAGCUGACAACGUACGGUUUCAGCUGUGCCGCAUCAUGGAGCGCUUCGGGUUGCCCCGACGGAGCUGUGGACACAACUCCAGAGAGUACUACACCAACAUCCGCCGCAUGUUGGUCACCGGGUUCUUCAUGCAGGUUGCUCACCUGGAGCGCACGGGCCACUACCUGACUGUGAAGGACAACCAGGUGGUCCAGCUCCACCCCUCAACCGUGCUGGGCCGCAAAUCCGAGUGGGUCCUCUACAGCGAGUUUGUACUCACUGCCAAGAACUACAUCCGUACCUGCACCCAUGUUGAACCUGAGUGGUUGCUGAAAAUCGCCCCACGUUACUUCGAGAUAAGCCAGUUUCCGCAGUGCGAAGCAAAGAGACAACUGCAGCGGAUCAUCCUAAAGCUGUCUCAGUUUUAAAUAGUAGAGAAUAUACUUUUUAUUUAUGUCCGUGUCCCAUUUGUGCAGAAUUGCGAACGUUACUGUAUUUGUUCACUCAAUAAACAUGAAUUUUAAAGAAUGUU